GAGCUCCUCAAGUCCGACUCGCUCUACGGUGGCGCGCCGUCCAAGGUGGUCCCGUACGAGGAGUCCAAGCUCAAGUUCUGGCAGUCCUCGGCCACGCCUCGAGACGUGGAGGAGGUCUGCCCCAAGUUCGUCGUCGACGCCUUCCGCGACCCCGACGCCUACAUCCGCAAGCCGGACCGCGUGGUGGAGCAAGACCUCGAGCUCCUGCCGCCGGUCAAGCCGCACUGGGACGUGCGGCUCGCCAGCGACGCCCGCCUUCGCCGGGACUUCCUCCUCAGGCUCGCGGAGCGCGGGCUGGUGGGCUUCCGGCGGCGGAUCAGGUCACGCGUGGGGUGCUUCUUCGUCGAGAAGAAGGGCGGCUGGAUCCGCCUGGUCGUCGACGCUCGCGACACCAACCGCACCCACUGGGCGCCCCCGCACGCCGCCCUCGGGACCCCGGCCGCCCUCAGCGAGCAGGACUGGUCCGAUGCUGCGCUCUCGGACGCCGGUCGAGAUAGUGCCGACGGCUCGCCUGCCCAGAUCUUCGGGUCGCCCCUCGACCUCCAGGACUCGUUCUACCAGUUCUUCUCGGAGCGCGUCGCGGAGGAUUUCGGGAUGGAUUUUCCAGAGCGGGCGUCCUACUACCAGGUCUCCCACAUCUGGACGCCCGACGGCCUGUCCCCUGUCGACCCCGACGAGCUCGUCUUCCCGGUCUUCCGCGGGGUGCCGAUGGGGUGGUCCUGGGCACUCUGGGCCGUGCACUCGUCCGUCACGUCCUGGGCCUCGGACACGCUGCCGGGUGGUGCCCGCCGCCUGCUGCUUGACAAGCAGCCGGCUCCCGUCGCGGCGCCCUUCCGCCCCACCGGGUCGGUCUACGUGGACAACGUCUCGUUCCUGGGCCUCUCGAGCGACGACGUCGGGCACGCGCUGCAGGCCGCGAAGGACAAGCUCGACUCGCUCGGCAUCGCGUACCACGAGGUCGAGGGUCCGGCCACGCACUUCACCACCGUCGGCGUCGAGUACGACGGGAAGCGGAGGCGGCUGCGGCAUUCAGAUCACCGAGCCUGGCGCCUCUAUUUGGCCUGUCAGGAGCUCGAGCGCCCUGGGGUUCCACGCGCGGCUUGGCAGAUCCGCGUGUUCCUCGGGCACUGUGUGCAGCACUGCCUGCUGUUGCGGCCGGCCCUCUCGAUCUUCCGCCUGCUCUACCGCUUCGUGGACGCGCAGGGUCAGGGGCCUCCAGUCGCGCUGUCUGCUGGGGCCCGCCGGGAGAUCCAGCUCUUCAGGGGGCUCAUCUUCCAGGCCGUCGUCUUCCUGGACCGGCCGAUGUCCUCCCUGGUCUUGUGCUCCGACUCGUCCGAGGCUGGCUACGCCCUCCAUCGCCGACGUGCUGACGUUCGACUCCUUCGGCAGCUGGCUGCUACCCGGGAGAGGUGGAGGUUCGUCCCCAACGAGAAGCGCCCCGACGCGGCGCUCGACGACACCUUCUCCCCAGGCUGGGCGCCUGGUGCUGGUGGAGUGCUGGGCGAGCCGCCGGGCGCUACAGGCGUGGCCGUCUGGGCCCCCCCGCCGACGCGCUCGAGGGAGGGCGCCCGGGGCGUGCUCAAAGGCCGGCUCAGACCCACUGUGCGGCCUGCAGGCGUCUCCGUGCCCGACAGCCUCGUCGAUCCCAGGGACUGGUCUCUCAUCGUCGAGGGCGCCUGGCGCCGCAGCGCCCCCAUCCACCUGCUGGAGGGCCGCAUCGCCCUGGGCGGCUUGCGACACGCCGCCCGGCAGGUCGACUGCCACGGCUCCCGGGUGCUCAGCCUGGGCGACAACAUGUCGGAGCUCCUCUCCGUCGAGAAGGGGCGAGCCGUGGACCACGGCCUCGCCUGUCUGUGCCGGCGGGCCGCCGCCUACCAGAUCGCCUGCGGGAUCUCUUGGCGGCGGCGGCACCUCGACACGGACCGCAACCUCAGUGACGCGGGCUCGAGGAAGGCGCUCCAGGGCGUCUACCGCCCAGGACAGCGGCGGGUUGGCGGCAGGUCGGCGUGGCCCGCCCCGCCCGCUGGGUGCCCGCAGUCGGCGCCCCCGGCGCCGGCCCCGCCGGCGCCCUCGGCGACCGCCAGCUGGCCAGUCGCCGAGGAGGCUUGCGAGCCUCCCCCCGCGGCGCGGCUGCGCGGCGGCCGACUGCAGACCCGCCCGCCGCGGCCGCCGCCGCGGGCAUCUGGGGCCGCUGGCCGCUGCGGGCCGCGGCUCGCCCCCCGGCCACAAGAGGGGCCCGCAGCCGGCGCCCCUGGCCACCCUGCACGCGAGGCGACGAUCGACGAGCUCGGUCUGGCGGUCGCGGCUCCGAUCGACAUCAAGUUCGGUGGCUGGGGCGACCUGCUUCGGCCCGGCAUCGAGUCCGUCGUUCGCCAGUGGAUUGUCUCUCGCAAGGUCUGUUUCGUGCACUUCGGGACUCCGUGCACUCCGUGGUGGUCCCUCGAGAACCCCCGAGGUUCCCGGCUCUUCUCUUGGGAGCCUCUCCAGAAGUUCCUGUCCGAGCAUAGCAAGGUCUCCGUGGUGUAUGACUGCUGUCGGUUUGGAGCCCCGUACCAGAAGCCCACCAGGAUUGAGUCUGACCUCCCCGAGCUCGGUACCCUUGAAAGGCGUUGUCUUGGAGGUCAUGCCCACGAGCAUCUUCAGGGGAAGGUCAAGGUCCCUGAUCGCCAGGGUCGGCUCAAGCAGUUCUGGCGCACGACCCUGGCCGGCGCCUACCCUCCUGGUGCCUGCCACAGCGCCGCUCGGGCCCUGGCGCGCGCGGCGCCCGCGGCAGCUUGGCGACAAGAUGGGGAUCCACUGCUGCCCGGUCACUGGGAGACUCAGCUCCGCCGUGCAGCCAAGAUGGACGACUUCCAGCCGUCCCUCGAGUGCCCCAGCUGCCCGCGGAAGUGGGUCGCCCUCUGGCUCCCCGACGCCGAGGGCUGGGGCCGCUUCGUGCCUGCUGACUCCUCGCCGGGCUUCCUGCGGCGCUCGCAGGUGCGGCCGGCCACUCAGGCCCGCUACCUCGCCAGCGUCGUCAUGUUCGCCACGGCCAUGGGAGUACUUCGACAGCUCUACGUCGACGCCGGCAGCAAGAGCACGGCCCGCUACACCUUGGCCGCCCUGGCCUACCGCUUCAGCGUGUCGCUUCGUGCCCCGGACGUCUUCCCAAAGGCGAAGGGCGCCCUCUCCGGCUGGGGCAAGCUCGAGCCGGACGUCACCUCGGAGCCGCUCUGCUGGGCGGCAGCGUGCUUGAUGGCCCUGUACCUGGCUGGUCUCAACACAGAGAUUGCCCUGCAGGCCGCCCGCGGCCUGGUCGUACAGUUCGACGCGUACCUGCGUCCAGGCGAGCUGCUGGACCUUCGCGUGCCUUGCUGCAUCCUGCCGCAGCCAAGUGCCGGCUCAGGCUACAACAAGAUGGGGCUCGUCGUCGGUGCCUCCGCGCUCGUCAUGGGCGACGACGUGCACACUCGCGUCACCAAGACUGGCCUCCAGGACGACACCGUGCUCAUCGAUGGCCAGUCGCGUACUGGCGUGGCCGGCGCCCUCAUGGCCCUCGUCAAGAGCGCCAACCGUGCCCGGCAGGGGCGCCUCAUGUUCCUCCACUCCUACGCGUCGUACAACCGCUUGCUCAAGAAGGCUGCCGUCGCUGUCGGCCUCCCGACCAAGGUGACUGCGCACCUCCCCCGGCACGGCGGUCCGUCGGAGGACUACCUGAGAGGCGCCCGCUCGCUGGCCGACAUUCAGACGCGCGGCAGGUGGGCGAGCUUCCGUUCGGUCCAGCGCUAUCAAAAGAGCGGCCGUGCACUUGCUUCUUUCAGCCGCCUCUCGGCCGCAGUAAAAGUGGAG
This is a messenger RNA of Prorocentrum cordatum, 3828 nucleotides long. Lineage: Eukaryota; Dinophyceae; Prorocentrales; Prorocentraceae. The record is from the annotation of a GenBank genome assembly.